Daldinia caldariorum is the source of this 1726-nucleotide messenger RNA. RefSeq lists its product as uncharacterized. The record is from RefSeq and is a predicted model, not a curated record. Lineage: Eukaryota; Fungi; Ascomycota; Sordariomycetes; Xylariales; Hypoxylaceae. The coding region runs from base 59 to 1726 and encodes 555 amino acids. The transcript has 3 exons.
CUUCAAACUUCUCACUACUAUAGGCAUAAACUGACUCCAAUUUUGUUAGUCUCGUAAAAUGAUCAUCCAAACCGUGUCACUUAGGGAUCCAAACAAAAACUAUCUCUCUUGCAAGGCCAGCGAUGGGAGUCUAAGGUUCGACCUGGUCGAUCUAGACCCCUCCUGUAAGUUCUUCAUGGUCCCUAUGGGUCGUGGAAGGACCUGUUUGAAAGGCCCUAAUGGAAGGUUUGUCGACAUCCACGGAAACAGGUUUCGGUGCGAUGGCAUUACCACUGGAGUGGGAUUUAUCUUCUCCGAUAAUACCCUCCAGCUCGACAGAGGCAAAUACCUCAGCAAUGUUGUCGACAACAAUACUAUCACAGCCAGGGACACUGCAACCAGUUUGGUGAUCAAGUCUACAUCGUUCGAAAGCUUCAGUGUGAGCACGUCAUUGUCCGUUCCCACGAUCACUUACGACGAUGUAUUCGUUGAGUGUCGCUACAGACCGGGAAGGGACUAUUUAGCUCUGAAGAAAUCCAGCGGAACCAUCAAUAUCACCUUCUCCAUCCCUUACUCGAUGUAUGGGGAGGGAAACGGAACCGUGGAGGUGAUAUUGAAUCACAUGAGGGAUAAUGUCGCUGGAGGAGUCAUCGACAUUGGAUCGAACAAUCAACCACUCAUUCAAAAAUACGCCCCUCCUACCAAGUUCGAAGCGCAGAAUUUAUCCUCUUUGUCACUAUAUCCGUUGUCCGGAGAGAAUACUCUAUCCAUCACGCUGUCCCAGGGCUUUUUGGGGACCUACUGCUUCUCCGAUGCUGCUUUGGUGUUCAAAGAUAAUAACGGAUACUUGAGGCAGGAGAAUUCCGUGCGAGAGCCGGGAACGUCUAUCGAUAUUUUCCUCAACGGAAGCAACAUCGAGGACCGCUACGACAAGAUCCCGACCGACUCAUUUGGUAUAUCCACCUUCCCUAUCCACAGUGACCGACUGAAGAAGAGCAACGAGCUUGUCAUAAAGCCCAAUGACGGGAAAUAUUAUAUCUCCGAUGUUAAUCUUGACGUGGUUUCCCUCCUCCCAAAUGUGACGGAGGAAAACUUCAAGACUUACAUCAAAAAUUGGAUUCUCCACCAGAGGAGAAAUAUCGGAGAGCUUAGCAAGAUCCCUCGAGGGGAUCUCUCAGCAUGGAAAUUCGUUAAAGAAGCACCUUACUGGUUCUUCAUCCCAUUCCUUCCCGUCUCACCCGAAGAGAUCAGCGUUCUCUUCGACUACUAUAACAUGAUGUUCGUUUCUGUAGCUUUUGAAAUCAGGAAUCUCAACAACAAGGCCAGAGACUUCCAUAAGGAGCUCAUAAGCACUGACCUCCCUAGAAAAAACGCUCUCAGGCAUGCGUAUUGGACUGCAAUGCUAUCCAGACGAUUCGGCUUGUUUUUCGCCCUGGAGCUCUCGACAGCCCAUGAGGAGGCUCAUGUUGAUUUGACAAUUGAAGGUCCCUUUGACCACGUCACUGACAAGAUCAACAACGCCGUGGGAUCUCUUCUGGGUUCGAGGACUCCUAGGUCCAAGAAUCUCCAAGAUGUGAUAGAUGCUGCUUGGGCGAACGGAGAGUUGGCGUAUGCGAAGGAUUUUAGAGAGACUUCUGGGGGGCAGACGGCCAAGAAGUAUAAUGUAAAGCCGAGGUUCAGUCCGUCAGAAAAGGAUACUUUGAAGAUGAUGAGGGUGACGGAACCGGAUGUUCCCAUUAUAUACUAG